AUGGAGUCAAUCAAAAAGGUUACCAUCAUCGGCGCCGGCCCAGCAGGCCUAGCAACAGCCCUCCUCCUCCAACGAGACCACCAAAUCAAAUGCACAGUCUACGAAAUCCGCCCGCAGCCAAGCACCCUAGGCGGCGCAAUCGGCAUCCCCUCCAACGGCCUCCGCUUGCUCGACCGCCUCGGCCUCUACGACCAGGUGGCAGCCAAGGGCGCCGAGACCGCCAGCACCUUCCUGCACUCCUCCAAAGGCGGCGUCCUCGGCAAGAUGGACAUGGUCUCGUGGAGCCAGGAGCGCACCGGCUUCAGCUACCUCCGCGUCCGCCGGACCGACAUCAUGGACGUCUUCCUCAAAGCCGCAGUCGCCGCAGGCAUCCAGGUCCACUACAGCAAGUACUUGACCGGCAUCCAGGAGCACGACCACCGCGUGACGGCCUCGUUCGACGACGGCACCUCGGACACAGCGGACUUCCUCAUCGGCUGCGACGGCAUCCACUCCAGCGUGCGCAAACUCUACGUCGACCCGGAGUGCACGCCCGAGUACACCGGCAUCUCCAACGUCUUCUCCCUCCUCCCGACCGCCUCCCUCUCCCCGGCCGCGGCCUCCAUGACGGACCUCAACGCCACGCUGACCGCAGACGGCCUCCUCGCCAUCACGCCCACGACGCCCGCCCGCGACGUGCUGUACUGGUUUUUCUCGCGCGAGAUGGCCCUCCCUUCCUUCGGCGACGUGCGCGACGGCUGGGAGACGCGCGGCAAGAAGGAGGUCGAGGGCUUCAAGGCGACGCUGCUCGGGCUGCUGGGCGACUCCGACGCCGAGUGGCCGCGGACGGUGCGCGACAUCAUCCGCAAGACGGAGGUGGUCAAGUUCUACCCGAUCUACAAGGUGCCCACGGGCCGGCCGUGGUCGCGCGGGCGGUGCCUGAUUAUCGGGGACGCGGCGCACGCGAUGCCGCCGCACGCGAGCCAGGGUGUGUCCAUGGCGCUGGAGGACAUUUUCCUGUUUUCCAACAUGCUGGGCAGCUGUCCGGCUGCGUCGCUCGAGGACGGGCUGCGGCAGUUUGAGCAGAAGAGGAAGGUGCGGACGGAGCAGAUGCUCAAGACGACGGAGAGCCGGGGCCAGAUCCGCAAGAAGAAGGAGCCGUGGCGGUUGAGGCUGAACGAGAUGGUUCUGUCGGGCGGUUUAUGGGUGUAUAACACGGCUGGGCUGAGCAAGUUGGGCAUGGGGCAGAAAAUGUUGACUUAUGAUGUUGGUGAUGAGGUUUUUGAAGGGGAGGGUGUACAAGUUCCGAUUCAGAGGGAGCUUCAAAUUUGA
Molecule: messenger RNA, 1311 nt
Organism: Colletotrichum gloeosporioides
Lineage: Eukaryota; Fungi; Ascomycota; Sordariomycetes; Glomerellales; Glomerellaceae
Product: FAD-dependent monooxygenase bik2
Exons: 2
Coding region: 1-1311 (436 amino acids)
Molecular function (GO): FAD binding; monooxygenase activity
Source: RefSeq, a predicted model, not a curated record